Messenger RNA from Daucus carota subsp. sativus, 5325 nucleotides. RefSeq lists its product as uncharacterized. Gene Ontology annotation, molecular function: DNA helicase activity. The transcript is spliced from 13 exons. Gene Ontology annotation, biological process: telomere maintenance; DNA repair. NCBI's taxonomy places the organism in Eukaryota, Viridiplantae, Streptophyta, Magnoliopsida, Apiales, Apiaceae. The record is from RefSeq and is a predicted model, not a curated record. Bases 146 to 5185 code for a protein of 1679 amino acids.
UUUUAGUAAUUAUUCAAAAUUUCAAAUUUCCAACCUCAGUUUACUCUACACAUUACUGCCUAAUACAAUCUUAUCUUCAUCUGCAUCGAUUUGUAGACCUUGAUAUCGAUAUCAAACUGAUUGCCUUUGUUUUGUGAUAGCUGCAAUGUCAAAAGAUGAUGACGAAUCGUGGCGCCUAUUUACCUCGGAAGACAUGAUCCAAGGUUAUAAACCAAAGAGUGUGAGGAAACGUAAGAAAUAUUCCGAGAAGGAGAAUGUUUCAGGAAAUUCGGCUAAUCGUUUUACUUAUCCUCUGUCUCCUUUGUCAGUUAACAGACAUGAUGCAACACUUCCAACAUUACCAAGUCCUUUGACUUUAAAUUCAUCAACUUUAAGUUCAGGACAUGGAGGUCUUCGGAAGAGGGCUGCGUUUAAAAAGACACCGGAGAAUACAUUGAACAGCACGAGGAGUCCGCUGUGUAACAUAACUAACAUAAUGGAAACCAAUCCAACAAGGCCAAGUCCUCUGACUUUAAAUUCUGUGAGUUUAAGUGCAGGACAUGGAGAUCUUCAUAAUAGAAGUGAUUUUACGAAGACACCGGAUAAUAAAUUCAACAGCACAAGAACCCCGCUGUCUAACAUAACUAACAUUGUGGAUAAUGAUAGGCCAAAAAUUACACGGUCAUAUCGAGGAAGAAACCUUUUUGCUGAAGCCUCUUCACAGAGUCUACACAAUAGCAAAUAUCUCCGUGACGAUGACAUAGAGUGUUCGGUAGUACAAGAUCCAGUUCUUUCUGAUGAUUCUGAUGGUGAUCAUAUAAGUGGUGCCUCAAGCACUGAUGAAGACUAUAUACCUGGCAUGGAUAUAGAUUCUGAUACUGAUUCUGAACAGGUCACCACUGCAUUUAAAAACAGAAUUGUACCAAAGGAAUAUGUCAGCCUUGGUAGUCCCGAGUCUAUAUGUUCUAAAUGCAAUGCACGCAUGUGGAAAGAGGAACGCGUUAAUAAGCAAGUCACAAAAGGACUCCCAAUUUUCAGUAUAUGUUGCAGGAAGGGUGAUGUUAAGCUUCAACCGGCUCCUCGAACACCGGCAUACUUACUGCAACUAUAUAACAACAAAGAGUCAAGUCCUCAUUUCCAGCGCAGCAUACGCCUGUACAAUGCAAUGUUUGCAUUUACAUCUACCGGCGGAAACGUGGACCACUCUAUCAAUAAUGGCAGAGGGCCUUAUGUGUAUAGACUUAAUGGUCAGAACCACCAUGUCUUCGGACAGUUGAUACCUGAUGAUGGCCAUGAGCCGAAGUAUUGUCAACUCUACAUUUAUGACACUGCAAAUGAAGUCAACAAUCGCCUUCGCUGGGUAAAUGUAGAGGAUCAGAAAACUGUUGACAAAGAUGUUGUUGAAGGUCUUAUACAGAUGUUGGAUCAGUCAAAUGAAUUGGUUGCCAAGUUCCGUAUGGCACGAGAUCGGUUCGAGAAUCAUGACUUUGUUGAUUUGAAGGUAGAGUUGAAAAUAUGCAGAUCACAAAGUGGUAGAGAGAACCAUAUAUCAUCUUCUGACGAGGUUGCCGGAAUAAUGGUUGGCACAACUGAUAAUACCACUCCUGAUCGUGAUAUUAUAGUUGAAAAGAAGUUAGGUGGAUUGCAGAGAAUAUCAUAUAUUCAUCCAAAGCUUAUGGCGCUACAAUAUCCUCUGCUUUUUCCAGAUGGUGAGGACGGUUACCACAACAGAAUUCCUUUUCAAAGUGCAGAGAAAGGUUCUAACAAAGAAAAAGAUAUGAUCUCCAUGAAGGACUAUUACUCCUACAAAUUCCAAGUUAGAGAGAAUGAAGGCAUGACUCCAAGGUUAGGAGGAAGACUUUAUCAGCAAUACAUGGUGGACGCUUUUUCCACCAUUGAGCAGACUCGGUUAUGGUGGUUUCGUACUCACCAAACCAUACUCCGGAAUGAACUAUACACGCACAUUUCUGAUUCUGUUAGGAAAGGAGAUGCGAAUGCCACCAACGUCGGUAAAGGCAUAAUACUCCCAGCUGGAUAUGUUGGCUCCAAAAGGUAUAUGCAACAGAAUUUCCAGGAUGCAUUGGCUGUUUGUCGUCAUGUUGGCCAUCCUGAUGUUUUUUUGACGAUGACAUGUAAUUCCAUGUGGGAUGAAAUUCAAAGGAUGAUGAAUUUUGUGCCCGGAUGCAUUCCUGCUAACUGUCCGGAUAUAAUAUCUCGGGUUUUCCGAUUGAAAUUGGAACAGUUAACUAAUGAUAUUAAGAAGAAAGGUCACUUUGGGAAAUGUAUUGGAGUGAUGUAUGUUGUCGAGUUUCAAAAAAGAGGACUGCCCCAUGUACAUAUGUUAAUCUGGCUUGAUGCACCAUCAAAAAAGUAUCUCAAGGAAAAUGUCGACAAGUUCGUUUCAGCUGAAAUUCCAGAUCCUUUGAUUGAUCCUGAAGGUUGUGCAGCAGUCAAGGCGUAUAUGAUGCAUGGUCCAUGUGGAUUGCAAAAUCCAAAAUCUCCUUGCAUGAAGAAUUUCAAAUGUAUACGCCACUUUCCCAAAAAGUACAGCUCACAGACUGUGUUUGAUGACAGUGGCUUCCCACUUUAUAUGCGGCGCAAAUCAAACAUCAGUGUUAAUGUUGGCAAGGCUGAUCUUGACAAUCGAUGGGUUGUCCCAUAUAACCGCGAGCUUUUGGUAAAAUACCAAUGUCAUAUGAACAUUGAGAUAUGCUGCCAUGCACGUAGUAUAAAAUAUCUAUUCAAAUAUUGCCUCAAAGGUCACGACACUGCCACAGUCGAAAUCACUGGACGUCGCAAGAAAAAGCAAACUGAUGGUGCUGACCAGCCUGUUGAUGAAAUUCAAGCAUAUUUUGAUGGUAGAUAUGUAUGCGGCGCUGAAGCAGCAUAUCGAAUUUUUGGAUUUCCAAUACAUUAUAGGUCUCUGUCUGUUGAGCGCCUCCCAUUUCAUUUGCCCGGUCAGAAAAGCUGCACCUUUCGUGCAACUGAAAAGCUUGAGAAAGUGCUAGAGCGUGAAAAUGAAAGGCUUAGCAAGCUGGAAGCUUUUUUCUUGCUGAACAAGUUUGAUUUGAAGGCACGUUCUUACACAUAUGAUGAAAUCCCACAGCAUUAUGUGUGGAACGAUUUGGCGAGAAGGUGGACUAUUAGGAAAAGAGGAACUCAGAUUGGGCGUCUGUCUUACACUCAUCAUAGCAGUGGGGAAGUGUGGUACUUGCGCAUGCUAUUGACAAAAGUUCGAGGUCCGACAUCAUUCGAAGACAUUAGAACUGUCAAUGGUGUACUCUGUCAGACAUUUCGGGAUGCAUGUAAAGAAUACGGAUUGCUCGAUGAUGACAAAGAAUGGCAUGAUGUUUUAGACCAAUGUUCUGUUGGUGGAUUGCCUCCGCAAAUACGCCAACUGUUUGUACACAUUAUUGUUAAUUGCAAAGUGACUGAUUUGGCGUCUUUGUGGGAUAAACAUUGGAAGCAGAUGGUAGAUGACAUUCUUUUGAAGCGAAGAUUACUAAGUGAAAAUCAGAAUCUCAUUCUUAAUGAUAAGCAGCUCCAGUUCUACGCCCUUGCAGAAAUUGAUGACCUGCUGCGUGCAAUUGGCAAAAGUUUGAAGAAUUUUUCCCAACUGCCACAACCACCUCUAAGUUACCUGCAUCACGGAACUAAUAACUUGAUAAUUGAAGAGACAAGCUACAACCUCUCAGAGAUGAAAUGUCAACACGAUAGUCUAAUUGCACAGUGCAACGAAGAACAAAUUAGUGUUUAUAAAGCUGUCUUAUCUUCAAUUGAGUCCAAUCAAGGUGGAUUAUUCUUUGUGUAUGGCAGCGGUGGCUGUGGAAAAACCUUUCUAUGGAGAACACUAAUAGCUAAACUACGAUCUGCUGGUGACAUUGUUCUUCCAGUGGCCUCAUCUGGCAUUGCUGCUACACUCAUGCCUGGUGGUCGUACCGCGCACUCGCGCUUCAAAAUUCCCAUAGUGCUUGAUGACUAUUCGCUAUGCAACAUUGGCCAUAAUUCGGACAUUGCUGAGCUUAUUAAGCAGACCAAGCUAAUAAUAUGGGAUGAAGCACCCAUGCAACAUAGGUACGCUUUUGAAUGUUUGGACAGGUCGUUGAAGGAUAUAAUGAAAUCAGUUGAUCCUGCGCGUGCUCUUUUGCCAUUUGGUGGUAUAACUGUUGUUCUAGGCGGUGAUUUUAGGCAGAUACUACCUGUCAUUUCCCAAGGAGAUCGAGCUGAGAUAGUUUCAGCAUGUAUCACAAGAUCACGUCUGUGGUCAAUUUGCAAGAUUUUUCUCCUGACCAAAAAUAUGCGUCUUAAUGAAGGAAAAUCUGAGAAAGAAGUCGAGGAACUCCUGCAGUUUGCCAAGUGGGUUCUCGAUGCAGGUGAUGGAAAGUUGGAGGCUCCCGACAAGGAAUUAUUUCCAUCUGCCAAAGAAGACGACAUAUUGAUUCCACCUCAAUUCUGUGCAAAAGAACAGGAAAACUCUGUUGACAAUAUGAUUGCAAGCACUUUUCCUAAUUUUGUUGAAAAAUGCAAAGAUGCCAAAUAUUUGAGUGAGCGAGCCAUUCUAACUCCUACAAAUCAAACUGUAAGUAAUCUUAACUCUGCCAUAGUUCAGAAUUUGCCAGGUGAGUCAUUUUCAUAUUACAGUGUAGAUAGUGCUGAGGAUUUUGGUGGAACCGAAGAUGAUUUAAACUCGGCUUUCCCAAUUGAAUAUCUCAAUUCAAUGAAUGUUCCUGGAAUGCCACCACAUGAUCUUAAAUUGAAAGUGGGAGUCGUUGUCAUGUUGAUGAGAAACUUGAACCAAACGUUAGGUCUGUGUAACGGCACACGGAUGAUCAUUACCAAAUGUCUGAAGUUUUGCGUUGAGUGUGAAGUUAUAUGUGGUUCUUUCAUUGGAACACGUCAUUUUAUCCCGCGGAUGGAGUUGUGUCCAAGCGAUACUAGGCUGCCUUACAAGCUGAUUCGUAAACAAAUGCCACUGCAAAUAUGCUACGCCAUGACUAUUAAUAAAUCCCAAGGUCAGUCACUUUUACAAGUUGGAUUAUAUCUGCCUAAAGGCGUAUUUACGCAUGGUCAGUACUAUGUGGCAAUUAGUAGAGUAACCUCUCCUCAAGGACUAAGAAUUUUCAUCGACGAUGAGAGUGGCCAGCCUACUAAUAUAACUGCUAAUGUUGUGUACAAAGAGGUUUUCUACGCCUUGCCAAAGACCUAGAGAAAAUCUGUUAAGUAUGCGUUUGUUGUGUCCAGUGUUUUUGGUAUUUGAUUAAUCUUUGUUUUUGAGGACCAAUAUGAUUCUGUUAUUCUGUUGACAAUGUUGUUUUGGUUACUAAGAACAAUGUAAAGUUACGCCUA